AUGGUGACCUUUCCAGACGUGGCUGUGAGCUUCUCCCCAGAUGAGUGGCCAUGCCUGGAUGCCUCUCAGAGGAAUCUCUACAGAGAUGUGAUGCUGGAGACCUACGACCACCUGCAGGCUAUAAGCCAUUGUGGUGAGAAGCCUGCGCUGAUCUCUUGGUUGGAAGGAGGAGCCCUGGGUAGGCAGCAGAGAGGAGUGUUUGCCGCAGAAGCAAAGCCAGAAAUCCAUCCAUGUCCCUUCUGCUCUCUGGCCUUCUCCAUUCCGAACUUCCUCAGUCGUCACAUGAAACUUAGCCAUCCCUCUGGGAUCUUUACAGGAACAUCUGCAAGAAAGCAUCCUCAAUCAGAGAAUUAUUGUCCACGUGAUCAGAACCAAAGUCAGCAACAUUCUGAUCCAUGUAAUGACAAAGUUGAUGAAUCAAGGAAUGACAUAUAUGAAAAUCAAAAGCACAAAGAAAGCUCCAUACCUUUGGCUAAGAAGAUAAGGCAUAAAAGAAUUUUAGCAACUAUAUCUAGACUAUAUCACAGUAAAAGAGGGAGCUCUAAUAAACAUGAGAUGGCAAUAAAGGAAGAAACUCCCACAGGCCAGAAAACAAAUCCAAAGGACACAGGUAAAGUAGUUGCAGGGAUAAGAAUGUCAAGAAUUUUAAUAGGCAAGUAUGUAAGGCCUGGAUCAAAUCUUAUCACCCAUCAGAGUACUCAUACAAAGGAGAUCAAUAUUGGCAGGGAACCUGGGCAAGGCGUCAGUGAGAGGUUAAAACUCAUUAGCCAUGAGAAGGGACACACCGGGAAGAAUAUCUAUGUUUGCACUGAGUGUGGGCAAGCCUUCAGUAUGAGUUCAAAUCUCAUCAGACACCAGAGUAUACACACAGGGCAGAAGCCCUGUGUUUGCGGAGAUUGUGGACGAGGCUUCAGUAUAAGGUCAUCUUUGAUCAGACACCAGAGAACUCACUCCGGGGAGAAGCCCCAUAUUUGCAGGGAAUGCGGGCGAGGCUUCAGUCGGGUGUCAAUUCUCAUCACACACCAGAGGACACACACAGGGGAAAAGCCCUAUGUUUGCAGUGAAUGUGGGCGAGGCUUCAGUGUGAGGUCACAUCUCAUCACACACCAGAGGACACACACAGGGGAAAAGCCCUAUGUUUGCAGUGAAUGUGGGCGAGGCUUCAGUGUGAGGUCACAUCUCAUCACACAUCAGAGGACACACACAGGGGAAAAGCCCCAUGUUUGCAGGGAGUGUGGGCGAGGCUUUAGACAGAGGACACAUCUCACCAUACACCAGAGGACACACACAGGAGAGAAGCCCCAUGUUUGCAGGGAAUGUGGGCGAGGCUUCAGUCGGGUGUCAACUCUCAUCAGACACCAGAGGACACACACAGGGGAAAAGCCCCAUGUUUGCAGGGAAUGUGGCCGAGGCUUCAUUGAGAAGUCAAGUCUCCAAAAACACCAGAGAAGACACACAGGGGAGAAGCCCUAUGUUUGCAAGGAGUGUGGGCGAGCCUUCAGUCUAAGGGCAAGUCUCCUCAAGCACCAGAGGACACACAGGGGAGAAGCUCUAUGUUUGCAGUGAGUGUGGGCGAGGCUUCAGUCAGCUGUCAGGUCUCAUGAAACACCAGAGGUCACACACACACAUGGGAGAAGCCCUAUAUUUCCCGGGAGUGUGGAUAAGGCUUCGGUCGACUGUCAGGUCUUAUCUCGCACAAGAGGGCACACAGAAAAUGGCUUUACAUUGAGUUCAGGUCUCAAGACACACCAGAGGAUAUACACAGGGGAAAGCCCUAUGUUUUCAGUGAGUGUGGGCGAGGUUUCAAUCAAUUGUCAGGUCUCAUGAAACACCAGAGGACACACACAAGGGAAAAGCUCCACAUUUGAACCAGUGGUGACUAAUGAAUGGUAAUCAACAGCUUCCACAGAGAGCAUAUGCAACCACCCCCACACUCCAUAGCAUAGCUGAGAAUUUGGUCAGUCAUGAAAGUGU
Suncus etruscus (white-toothed pygmy shrew) is the source of this 1974-nucleotide messenger RNA. Its product is annotated as histone-lysine N-methyltransferase PRDM9-like. The transcript has 3 exons. The coding region runs from base 1 to 1566 and encodes 521 amino acids. Gene Ontology annotation, biological process: negative regulation of transcription by RNA polymerase II. NCBI's taxonomy places the organism in Eukaryota, Metazoa, Chordata, Mammalia, Eulipotyphla, Soricidae. Gene Ontology annotation, molecular function: DNA-binding transcription repressor activity, RNA polymerase II-specific; zinc ion binding. The record is from RefSeq and is a predicted model, not a curated record.